Molecule: messenger RNA, 726 nt
Organism: Prunus armeniaca (apricot)
Lineage: Eukaryota; Viridiplantae; Streptophyta; Magnoliopsida; Rosales; Rosaceae
Source: the annotation of a GenBank genome assembly
AUGUUGAGGGAUAUGCUAAAGGAGAGACGGAUUUCACCUGAGAUGCAGAGAGGAGAUUUCCUUGAUCAAAUCAACAUUGACAUGGAAAAGGAGAAAUUUUUGUCAGAGGAUUUUUCAGUUCAGCUGGUAUUUGGGGGCUUGUUUGCCACCUUUGAGUCUAUUUCUGCAGUAAUAGCAUUAGCUUUCAGUUUACUGGCAGAGCAUCCUUCAGUUGUACAAGAGUUGACGGCUGAGCAUGAGGCAAUUCUCAAAAACAGGGAAAAUCCAAAUUCCUCACUCACAUGGGACGAAUAUAAAUCCAUGACUUUCACUCUUCAGGUUAUCAAUGAAAUUCUUAGGCUGGGAAGUGUUGCCCCUGGCUUAUUACGUAGAGCUUUGAAAGAUAUCCCAGUAAAGGGAUUUACAAUUCCAGAAGGCUGGACCAUUAUGGUUGUCACCUCUGCACUUCAGUUAAGUCCCAACACAUUCGAGGAUCCCCUCGAGUUCAAUCCAUGGCGUUGGAAGGACCUUGACUCAUAUGCUGUGUCCAAGAACUUCAUGCCUUUUGGUGGAGGAAUGAGGCAAUGUGCAGGGGCAGAGUAUAGUAGGGUUUUCUUGGCCACCUUUCUCCAUGUCUUGGUCACCAAAUAUAGGUGGACAACAAUCAAAGCGGCAUGCAUUGCUCGAAACCCUAUUUUAGGAUUUGGGGAUGGAAUUCACAUAAAGUUCGAGGAGAAGAAAACCUGA